This is a messenger RNA of Chaetomium globosum CBS 148.51, 1047 nucleotides long. RefSeq lists its product as uncharacterized. The coding region runs from base 1 to 1047 and encodes 348 amino acids. Gene Ontology annotation, cellular component: nucleus. The transcript has 3 exons. The record is from RefSeq and is a predicted model, not a curated record. NCBI's taxonomy places the organism in Eukaryota, Fungi, Ascomycota, Sordariomycetes, Sordariales, Chaetomiaceae. Gene Ontology annotation, biological process: DNA repair.
AUGCCCGCGCAACAACGGCGAAGACCCCCGGUGGGUCUUGAUCUCACCGAGAAGGGAUGGAAGGAAUCACAGACUGACAGGAAGCAGGCCGUCCCAGAGAGCGAUGACGAAGAUAUGCAACAUGAGCAUUCUAAUAUACCCGACGAUGUUGAUGGCGACGGCGACGAGCAGAUGGCAGACGGGGGGCAGCGCGACGAGACCAGCCAUCUAAUUAAGAGCCUUGUACGCUAUGCUCUUGCCUGCGAGUACUCGAGAACACCGAUCCGGAGAGAUGUGCUUGGUUCCAAUGGCCGAGAGUUUAAGAAGGUGUUCGCUGGCGCGCAAAAACAAUUACAGGCAACGUUUGGCAUGGAGAUGAUAGAGCUGCCGACGAAAGACAGGAAUCUCCUAACGACAGAACAGAAGAGGAAAGCUGCCAAAUCCCAGAGCCAAAAAGAACCUACCUCGAACGCAUACGUCCUCGUUUCUACGCUCCCCGAGACUUUCACAACGCCCGCUAUUAUAACCGCAUCCAAGGUCGAGUCCGCGGAGGGCGAGGCUUCCUACAUCGCUCUCUAUACCACGAUCAUCGCCAUAAUCAUGCUCAGCGGUGGGGAACUCAGCGACCCGCGCCUACGAAGACACCUUUCGCGGCUUAACGCCCUUGAGAACAUGCCAAGCAUGAAUCCACAUAAUGGGGCAUCGCCCAACGAAAAAACGGAUUCUGUCCUCCAGCGGAUGAUAAAGCAAGGGUACUUGGUGCGAGUGACUGAAUCAGGGUCGAUGGGCGAUGACGACGGCACAACCUGGCACGUUGGACCGCGUGGCAAGGUCGAGGUCGGCAAGGACGCAAUUGCGGCGUUCGUAAGGACCAUCUAUGGCGGGUCUAACGAAGAGCUUGAAAGCAAGUUGCAGGUUAGCCUAAAGACCAGGGGCAGGGUAACGUCCAUGUCUGAAGUUAUCGAAGAGGGAGCGGAGGCAGCGCCGCCGGAUGGCGACCCGGGGUCGAGUACUCGGCGCAGGGGAAGGAGACGGCGGACUGAGGCCCAAGAUGAAGAGAGCGAGUGA